This is a messenger RNA of Phaethon lepturus (White-tailed tropicbird), 986 nucleotides long. Its product is annotated as solute carrier organic anion transporter family member 5A1-like. The record is from RefSeq and is a predicted model, not a curated record. NCBI's taxonomy places the organism in Eukaryota, Metazoa, Chordata, Aves, Phaethontiformes, Phaethontidae. Gene Ontology annotation, cellular component: membrane. The annotation marks the transcript as partial. The transcript has 5 exons. Gene Ontology annotation, biological process: sodium-independent organic anion transport; transmembrane transport.
AUGUACGUAAUGGGAGCGCUUGGUCCUGCAGCUGGAUACUUACUAGGAGGACUUCUUAUUGGUUUCUAUGUUGAUCCUAGGACAACUGUUUAUAUUGACCAGAGUGAUCCCCGAUUCAUUGGAAACUGGUGGAGUGGAUUUCUCCUUUGUGCCAUUGCAAUGCUCCUUGUGAUAUUUCCAAUGUUUACCUUUCCAAAAAAGCUCCCUCCUCGACAUAAAAAAAAGAAAAAGAAAAAGAAGAUGAACUCUGAUGAUGUUUCCAGCGAUGAUGAAGUCAUGAAAGAGAAAACAAAUAGCAAACUACAAGCAGAGAGUACGGUUCCUGCCUCUAUGGGAUUUGGAAAGAAUGUUAAAGAGCUUCCAAGAGCAGCUGUCAGGAUCUUAAGCAACAUGACAUUCCUUUUUGUGAGUUUGUCAUACACAGCUGAGAGUGCCAUUGUCACAGCUUUUAUUACCUUCAUUCCCAAGUUCAUCGAGUCACAGUUUGGCAUCCCAGCUUCCAAUGCCAGCAUCUACACUGGUGUGAUUAUUGUCCCUAGUGCUGGUGUUGGUAUUGUCCUAGGCGGCUACAUUAUAAAAAAACUGAAACUUGGUGCGAGAGAGUCUGCAAAGUUGGCUAUGAUCUGCAGUGGUGUCUCUCUGCUGUGCUUUUCAACUCUUUUCAUUGUUGGAUGUGAAAGCAUUAAUCUAGGGGGAAUAAAUAUACCUUACACGACUGGGAGCGGCGGUGGUGUUUGUAAUCGAAAGAACAGUUCAGGAAACGCUGUUGCUUGGGGCUGGUUUCUGUUAGUGUGCCCGUGCCUGACGGGCGUCCUUGGCAGCUCAGGGGUAGCAGCAAGCGGGGCAGAUGUUUCUCAGACAUCCUGUGUGUCUACAGCAGUGGAUGUGUUGGAACUAAGCCGCUUUUCCCACAGGCCAGCUCACGAGCAGGACUUACUAGCUUCGGUGCGGUUUCCACAAGAGCCUGCUCUUUCUGACCGAUGCAA